CGGCGGGGCAGGGCGGGGACUGCCUGCCCGCCCGGGUUGCGGAAGUGGUAGCCGCUGACCGAGCCUGCUGCUCUCUCGCUACUGCUUUGGCUUCCCGGCUCCCCCGCGGACGGAGAGGGCGGCCUGGCCGUGGAUGGUCAGAUAGCCUCUACCUCUCGCCGCCCAUCCCUGGCCCCAACCGGCACGGAGCAGACGGCGGCAGCGGCAGCAGCAGGCGAGGAGGAAGAUGGCGGGACGGCUGCCGGCCUGUGUGGUGGACUGUGGCACGGGGUAUACAAAACUAGGAUAUGCUGGAAAUACGGAACCACAGUUUAUCAUCCCUUCCUGUAUUGCUAUUAAGGAGUCAGCAAAAGUGGGUGAUCAAGCUCAAAGGAGAGUGAUGAAAGGUGUUGAUGACCUAGACUUCUUCAUUGGUGAUGAAGCAAUAGAAAAGCCUACAUAUGCAACAAAGUGGCCAAUCCGCCAUGGUAUAGUUGAAGAUUGGGACUUGAUGGAAAGGUUUAUGGAGCAAGUGAUCUUUAAAUAUUUAAGGGCGGAACCUGAAGACCAUUAUUUUCUUUUGACUGAACCUCCACUGAAUACUCCAGAAAACAGGGAAUAUACUGCUGAAAUAAUGUUUGAGUCCUUCAAUGUUCCAGGCUUGUACAUUGCUGUACAGGCUGUUCUUGCCUUAGCUGCAUCGUGGACCUCCAGACAAGUAGGAGAACGGACGUUGACCGGUACGGUAAUAGACAGUGGAGACGGUGUCACUCAUGUCAUCCCUGUGGCUGAAGGGUAUGUGAUUGGCAGCUGUAUUAAGCACAUUCCAAUCGCAGGACGAGAUAUAACAUAUUUUAUUCAGCAAUUGCUGAGAGACCGAGAAGUAGGAAUUCCUCCAGAGCAAUCCUUGGAAACUGCUAAGGCAGUAAAGGAGCGCUAUAGUUAUGUCUGCCCAGAUUUAGUAAAAGAAUUUAACAAGUAUGAUACAGAUGGAUCAAAGUGGAUUAAACAGUAUACUGGAAUCAAUGCUAUCUCAAAGAAAGAAUUUUCCAUUGAUGUUGGAUAUGAGAGAUUCUUGGGACCUGAAAUAUUUUUUCAUCCAGAGUUUGCUAAUCCAGACUUUACUCAGCCUAUCUCAGAAGUUGUAGAUGAAGUAAUUCAGAAUUGUCCUAUUGAUGUCAGACGUCUUCUCUACAAGAAUAUUGUCCUCUCUGGAGGUUCAACCAUGUUCAGGGACUUUGGACGUCGCUUGCAAAGCGAUUUGAAAAGAACUGUAGAUGCCAGGCUGAAAUUAAGUGAGGAAUUGAGUGGUGGUAGAUUGACGCCAAAACCUAUUGACGUACAAGUCAUUACACACCACAGGCAGCGAUAUGCAGUUUGGUUUGGAGGAUCCGUGCUGGCUUCCACACCUGAGUUCUACCAAGUAUGCCACACCAAAAAGGAUUAUGAAGAAAUUGGACCUAGCGUUUGUCGUCACAAUCCAGUGUUUGGAGUCAUGUCGUAAAAUUGGCUUCACAGUUAUUGGGGUUAGGGAGGUGGGGAAGAAAUAAUC
Molecule: messenger RNA, 1531 nt
Organism: Physeter macrocephalus (sperm whale)
Lineage: Eukaryota; Metazoa; Chordata; Mammalia; Artiodactyla; Physeteridae
Product: actin related protein 3
Exons: 7
Coding region: 227-1483 (418 amino acids)
Biological process (GO): Arp2/3 complex-mediated actin nucleation
Cellular component (GO): actin cortical patch; Arp2/3 protein complex
Molecular function (GO): actin filament binding
Source: RefSeq, a predicted model, not a curated record